UCCCUCCGGCCGGCAGGCUGGGCGCGCUGGGGCGCCGGCCCCCGCCGGGCGCGCAUCGGCACCAUGGGCACGGUGCUGUCCUUGUCCCCCAGCUACCGGAAGGCCACGCUGUUUGAGGAUGGCGCGGCCACGGUGGGUCACUACACGGCCGUGCAGAACAGCAAGAACGCCAAGGACAAGAACCUGAAGCGGCACUCCAUCAUCUCCGUGCUGCCCUGGAAGAGGAUCGUGGCCGUGUCAGCCAAGAAGAAGAACUCCAAGAAGGUGCAGCCCAACAGCAGCUACCAGAACAACAUCACUCACCUCAACAAUGAGAACCUGAAGAAGUCGCUGUCGUGCGCCAACCUGUCCACAUUCGCCCAGCCCCCACCGGCCCAGCCGCCCGCACCCCCAGCCAGCCAGCUCUCGGGCUCCCAGACUGGGGUCUCCUCUUCCGUCAAGAAGGCCCCACACCCUGCCAUCACCUCCGCGGGGACACCCAAACGGGUCAUCGUCCAGGCGUCCACCAGCGAGCUGCUGCGCUGCCUGGGCGAGUUUCUCUGCCGCCGGUGCUACCGCCUGAAGCACCUGUCCCCCACGGACCCCGUGCUCUGGCUGCGCAGCGUGGACCGCUCGCUGCUCCUGCAGGGCUGGCAGGACCAGGGCUUCAUCACCCCGGCCAAUGUGGUCUUCCUGUACAUGCUCUGCAGGGAUGUUAUCUCCUCCGAGGUGGGCUCGGACCACGAGCUCCAGGCCGUCCUGCUGACCUGCCUGUAUCUCUCCUAUUCGUAUAUGGGCAACGAGAUCUCCUACCCGCUCAAGCCCUUCCUUGUGGAGAGCUGCAAGGAGGCCUUUUGGGACCGCUGCCUCUCAGUCAUCAACUUAAUGAGCUCCAAGAUGCUGCAGAUCAAUGCUGACCCACACUACUUCACACAGGUAUUCUCCGACUUGAAGAAUGAGAGCGGCCAGGAGGACAAGAAGCGGCUCCUCCUAGGGCUCGAUCGGUGAGCCCGGUAGUCCAUGUCAUGGCUCAAGGAUUCCAUUCAUUUUUAAAAAUUUAUUACUAAAAGAAACCCAAGUUUUGUGUACAGUAUGUGUCUAGCAAAGCCGCCAAGGGCCUCUUCUUCCCAUGUUCUCUCCUUGGUUUUUUGUUUCUUUUUUUUCUCCCCAGCUCUGUCAAGAACUCUGGGGACUUUUGAACUCAUGAACCUUGUGCGAACCUAGAAGAUGGAUUCAGAGCCACCCAGGCUGCUGACCACUCACUUUGGGGGACUCACGGGCUGACCUGCCCUUGCCAGCCUGGGCCCUUGCUGGAUCCAGGGUGGGUAAGGAUUCCCAGUGCUCCCUCAUGGGAGCUGGAGAGGGGCCUUAGGCUGGUGGGCCCGGGGAGGAAUUGAGAUUUCUGGAUGGAGGCAGGUCCUUUUCUGGCAACUGUCUGGGGAGUUUCAUUCCCCCGGGGGGCUCCGUGAGUUCAGCUGUCUGACUGAGGCUCGCAGGGGCUUGUGAGGUAAGCUCUUCAGUGCCUCGGGGGGGCCCCAAUCCAGGAUGGGCCAAGUGGGUCUCGUGCAGAGAUUGUCAAUGAGGGUCGGCCAUGAGCAGCCCUGGUCUGCGGUUUCUGUUGUGAAGGGAGAAGGGCUUUCCUUUCCUAGAACCGCGGAGCUCGCCCGCUCGCCCUUUGUCUGCUGCUCCCAGCUCCCCUAUUAGUGAUGGCUAAUAAGUUGGUUUGCCUCAUUAGGUUCUGUCCUUCUGGGUCCCAGCUAAUGGGGUGGGGUGAAGCUAGGGACAGCUCUUUUCCGGACUGAAUUUUUCCAUUUAAAAAAUGCAGCUUAGCCCCCCUCCCCCUGUGGCGAAGGCCAGGACAGUGGCAGGUGCCCAUUAGCAACAGCCUGCCUUCUGAGCAGGUGGGGGUACCAGGCCUGGGAUCCAAGGUGGUGCCCACCUAAGUGCUAAGGCCUUUGGCUGGUGCACAUGACAUGUGUUCUGUGGAGAUGGGGGUGAUGUGUUAAUGGUAUAGAUCCCACCUCAGCCCUUGUUGAUUUAAAGCUGUUUUCAAGUGAGACAGCUGCAUCCCGGAGACAGUUCCGAGACAAGGGGUGACUCCUGAUUACUCUGGAAGCUUGGUGAUUCUCCAGCUGAUCACUUCCAGCUGCUGGGUGUGGUGCCACCUCUCCUAGUGGCUGCAAGAACACAUUGUGGACUUGACUGAUUUUCCUUUCUAAAUCUCCCAGACUGGCAGCUUGAGGCCUGGGAGAUGUCCAAGAGAAGGGUGCAAGUCUUCCUGCGAGGCCCUCACUCCAGCUUUGGGGAACCAAGCAGCGUGAAGAUGCCUCAGAGGGUCCCUCUCUUCCUGUCCUGGUCCCCAGAGAGUGCUGCAAUUGGGGGCUACUGUGGGGAAGUCAGAGGUGGUUUUCCAUAGGAUUAGGUUAUAGGUGACUGCCGACAUCCUCCCAAGCACUACUGAGAGCCAUGUAAGAAAGAGGAAGCUGUGAAACAGGUCCUGAGGGAAGAGGCCCGGGGCUGGGCCUUUGGGCUGGUGACCCCAGAGGCUGGGAAGAGGACCUGCUUGGGCUGGAGAGCCUCUCCCCUUCACUUCCUUGAGGCUCUGCUUAGCCCAUCCUGGACCCUCAGAUGGUUGAUGCUGAGCUGGAAGAAGGCCUCGCCUGGCUUGCCAAGUGCAGCCUCUCUUCUCCGCUGGUUUCCACGCAUCCUGUCUUCAGAUCCUGCCACCACGUGUGACCUGGGCAGGGAGGCCCAUGGGGCAGCUGGCCCCUGGUGGCAUGGAAGAGGAGCUUGGAGAGCCAAGUCUCAGGAGGAUUGCAUGCUUGUAGCCUCUUCAGCUGUCUGAGCCUGGCCUGGAGCUGUGCCAUUAUAUUGCAUUUCCAGGAUUCCCGUUUUGGGUCUCUUUCCUUCUCUAUUUAUUUUUUAUUCUGUUUUUCUGUUCUGAGAAGGUGCAUAUUUCAAGAGUGGUUGGGGACUAAGGAAACAAUUGUAGUUCCAUCAAUGUGAAGGCUGUGUGUUCUCCUCGCUCCCUUUGCACUGGUCAUCAGUGUUGUGUAAAGGAACAGCUGAUACACUUGAGUGUGCAAGCAAUGAACCCAUUUGACAUGCUGCUAUGAAGACUACUUUUAGAACAACAAAAAGAAGAAAAGUAACAACAACAAAAACCCUAACCUACAAAAAAAAAACCCUUUUAUUCUUUAAUAACUGUUGCUUUUACAGUGAUAUUGUGCAUGCAAACCAGGAGCAUUUUGUGUCUUAAGAAAAAUAAUCUUAGAACAGAUGGCUGUGAAAAUUACACUCACGCAGAGAACAAGCCACAGGAAUAAUAGUUCAGGAUUUGUUUUUUUCCUCUUUUUCUUAUAAACCUCAAGGGUUGAUCUAUUCUUUUCAUGCAGUUAUUAGAAUUUAGUUUUGUUCCAGCAGUUGUUAAACUUGCAAUGAAAAGAAAAUGUGCCAUUUCCCCCACCCAGGAUUCAUAGCUGUAUAUUUGAAACUGCUAAUUAUACACAUGUGAUAUAUGUCGUUUUUUUAGUGAGAUUUCUUCUGUAGCUAUUCUUUGACCAAACUGUGGACAUUGUUAAUUUAUAUUUGUCUCAUUUGUAUGUGUGUGUAGUGUGUUUGUAAGUAUGUGUGGUUUAUAAUCUGACGAAGUCAUGGAGCUCAGUUUGGCUGUAAUUUAAUUCCCCUUCCCUUAUUUUUAUUUAUUUUUGUACUGUGCUGAUUCAAUAAAAUGCACUGACCGUC
Molecule: messenger RNA, 3723 nt
Organism: Jaculus jaculus (lesser Egyptian jerboa)
Lineage: Eukaryota; Metazoa; Chordata; Mammalia; Rodentia; Dipodidae
Gene: Cdk5r1
Product: cyclin dependent kinase 5 regulatory subunit 1
Exons: 1
Coding region: 64-987 (307 amino acids)
Biological process (GO): brain development; activation of protein kinase activity; positive regulation of cyclin-dependent protein serine/threonine kinase activity
Cellular component (GO): protein kinase 5 complex; cytoplasm
Molecular function (GO): cyclin-dependent protein serine/threonine kinase activator activity; protein kinase binding
Source: RefSeq, a predicted model, not a curated record